Molecule: messenger RNA, 1791 nt
Organism: Pyrus x bretschneideri (Chinese white pear)
Lineage: Eukaryota; Viridiplantae; Streptophyta; Magnoliopsida; Rosales; Rosaceae
Product: gamma-tubulin complex component 4-like
Exons: 7
Coding region: 984-1745 (253 amino acids)
Biological process (GO): spindle assembly; cytoplasmic microtubule organization; meiotic cell cycle
Cellular component (GO): spindle pole; equatorial microtubule organizing center; gamma-tubulin complex
Molecular function (GO): microtubule minus-end binding; gamma-tubulin binding
Source: RefSeq, a predicted model, not a curated record
UUAGUACUGCCUCAAAAAGAAACGAAGUUUGGAACUUUGAUACUUACACGUUGCAUUGUCUUACCUUUUCUUUUUGUAGGAUAUGCUGCCCGAGUAUAUCCAUAUGCGUGCUGCAGAAUCAAUUUUAUUUUCUGGAAAGGCUAUCAGGGUGCUUCGCAAUCCGAGUCAUGCCUUUCGGCUCCAGGACAUUGUAUAUCCUCAACAGGUCCCUAGAGGCUCUCUGAAAGUUCAAGUAUUUUCAGGAAAAUCUCCUUUCCUCAAAGACCCUUUUGCGGAUAAAGAAUUGAUUGGAGAAGAAUUGCUUCCACAGUAUGAGGCUGGAAUCAUCUGAGUUUCACAAAAGAUCUUUUGAAUGUGCUGUCGAUUCAAUUAGGGCUGUUGCUGCCAGUCGUCUUUGGCAGGUGCUGAAUGUGAACAAUUUGGUCCCGCCAUGUUCUAUAACAAAAAAUUUAAUGUGUUCCUUCAAUUUCUGCAGCUUGUGGUUGUACACGCUGACUUAAAUGGCCAUCUGAAGGCACUAAAAGACUAUUUUCUUUUAGCAAAAGGAGAUUUCUUUCAGGUAAAGAUGGAAUAUAUCUAAAGACUGCUGACUUCUAUGUUUUAGGUACAGACAGUCCAAAUUUUGUUUUGGCAGGGGUGAUGGUGUAUUCCUUCCCUGAACGUAUAAAUGAAACUGGAAAUUGCUAUUUCUCUUAGUUCUUAUGAACACCUAUAGUGUAUCCUAAUUAGACAUGAUUUAUUAUGGUAGUGCUUUCUUGAAGAGAGUCGCCAGUUGAUGCGCCUACCUCCUCGCCAGUCAACUGCAGAGGCUGACCUUAUGGUCCCAUUUGAGCUGGCUGCAAUUAAGACUAUAGGUGAGUAAGACAGGUAUUUCUCAAGAGUAUCCUUAAGGUUAGAGUCUGUAUUUGAUUGUUCCUAACUUCCUAGUGUCUAAAUUGUAUAAAUUUCGACCAUAUAGCCAUUUUGUUACCGGUCAUUUGACUAUGAGGUUUCAUAAAAAGUGUUUAUUCAGUUAUCUGUCUGUAUCUGCUAGGAUGCCUUCAUUUGGAAUGACAGUAAAAUCCUCCAAAGGAGAUUUACAAAAGGCAGAUGGGAAAUCUGGCCCAAGUGCUUCCUCAGAAGUAUCUCUUGACUGUUGGGAUGGAAUUGCUCUUGAAUACUCUGUUGAUUGGCCCUUACAGUUGUUCUUUACUCCAGAGGUGCUCUCUAAGGUCUUCCAGUAUCUACUGCGGCUCAAUCGUACACAAAUGGAACUGGAGAAAUCGUGGGCCUCUGUGAUGCAACAAGAUCACACAGAUUUUGCCAAGCAUCAGAAUGAUUAUGAAAAGUGUUCAGUAUUUCAGCGGCGAAGGCAGAGAUCUAGACCAAUGUGGCAUAUUAGAGAGCAUAUGGCUUUCUUGAUUAGAAAUCUUCAAUUUUAUAUACAGGUGGAUAUGAUAGAAUCCCAAUGGAACGCUUUGCAAGCUCAUAUCCAAGAUUCUCAUGACUUUACUGGACUUGUGGCGGUCCAUCAGGAGUAUUUAUCAGCUUUAAUUUCACAAUCUUUCUUAGACAUUGGCUCUUUAUCGAGGAUCCUGGACAGCAUAAUGAAACUUUGCCUUCAGUUCUGCUGGAACAUCGAGAACCAAGAAAGCAGUGCAAAUACAUCUGAAUUGGAACACAUUAUCGAGUACGCCAUGUGUGCACUGGAAGAUUCAUCUUUUCCUCUUAAGUUCAAGAGAGAUUUUCACGCGGCAGCUUUCUGAGGUCCGACCAUGCUCGUUGACUUGUGAGUGAGAGACCCAUGCUCGU